This is a messenger RNA of Alternaria viburni, 1890 nucleotides long. RefSeq lists its product as uncharacterized. The record is from RefSeq and is a predicted model, not a curated record. Gene Ontology annotation, biological process: transmembrane transport; metal ion transport. Lineage: Eukaryota; Fungi; Ascomycota; Dothideomycetes; Pleosporales; Pleosporaceae. The coding region runs from base 1 to 1890 and encodes 629 amino acids. Gene Ontology annotation, cellular component: membrane. Gene Ontology annotation, molecular function: cobalt ion binding; cobalt ion transmembrane transporter activity; magnesium ion binding. The transcript has 3 exons.
AUGAAACAUCUUGUGCGACAUGUGGAGAAAUAUUCGGCUGGGACUGCACAUCCUGACGCUGAGAUACCGAGUUUCGAACAACUGCAAGACUGGAUAAUCAAUUCCGUACAAUACCGGCGCGAACUGACGAAUGCGAGCGCUUUGGUGAUUCUUACACAUGCUAGUGAGAUUGCCAAAGACUUUCUAGUUCGAGCCAAAGAGCUUGCCGAGGGUGUUCAGAAUGAGGAUGGACAGUUAUCGUCAUUGUAUACGUUGCCGCAAGAAUUGAUUCACGCAUUUCAAAAGAUUGUGAUUUACUACCUGGCGAUCGAGCGAGCUUUGCACGAGAACGAAAAGACGUAUGGACUCGACCCUCGGUUUCAGGACUCUCGCAAGCUUACAAACGAUCCAUACUCAUCGAGAGAUGUCGAAGUACUCAGACGCUUUGGUUUCCAGGCGCGACGAUCCCUGCGCAAAGCUCGGUUUCUGUUCUGCGACAUGGGUAGACCCGAGUUACCAUUGAACCUUCGCAAGCAUCUUUCCCUGGGACCAGAAUAUGUGUCUCUAUGGUUUAUGAGAAGGUUGCUGAUGAAGCCUCUCGAGCAGUCCAAGACUAUCGGCGACAUGUAUCAUGUGUACGUCUCCAAGGUUCAAUUCGAAAUCAACCACAGACCAAGCAAGCGCCUUCUGCGCGCCAUCAAUUUGAUUCAAGAAGAGUUGCAAGUCUUACAGCUAGUAAACACCUGGCAAACCAAUCUGGUACGAAAUUAUCUGGAGGUCAUCGAUGACAGCACAUAUGAGAAGCUAAGCCCAUCUCGUCGGGCUAUGUAUCUUUACGAGGAAGCUCUGGGAAGGGCCUGCCUAGAACACCUUUCCCUAGUUCGGCUAGAUUACGUUGAUCUAAUGCGACGUUGCGCCCCGCUCUCCGAUCGCACGAAACAGAUCUUGGAGAUCAACGAAGAAGAUCAUGGAAAGGCUAUCAUGGUCUUCACGGUCGUUACAGUCAUCUUUUUGCCAUUGUCAUUCGUUACAAGCUACUUCGGUAUGAAUGCCUCUGACAUCAGAGACAUGGACGAAACACAAGCUGUCUUCUGGAGUGUUGCCAUACCACUAACCUGCGUCACUGUAGGCUCUUGCUUACUGAUCGGUUAUAAUGGCGAUAGCAUACGGGACCUACUCUCGUCCAUGUAUCGCAAAACGAUGAGAAAAGAGAGAGACACAGUGGAAGCCGCUAGUAUAACCGUUGCGCAACGCCAAGGGCCGUCCAAAUCCAAGGGCGGUUUAGACAGUAUCAUUGACCCGUUUGGCGCAGCUUACGAAGUAUUUCCUAGCCGACGGCGUGACCUAUACAGAGCGAGUUAUGGCGAUGAUGAUUUUGACGAGUGGUAUGUGCCAGACCACCCUAUGAGCAAGUCCCCAUAUCUUUCUCAACCAUAUUCGUCUGGUGUUCCAGCGAAGGGACAACACUCAUACGCCAGUCCGGCACCCCUAGCAAUCGAAGCACGCCGGCAAUCACUAUACCCAUACCCACAUGUACCCGACAGAAGAUCGUCACGUAUGGACUACAAACGUUCACCAUACAUGCCUUACAAGGAAGCUGCGCCAGUCCGCCCUCGUCCACACCACAUAAUGAAGGGUCACUACGCCAAUUCGAACGACCUGUUCAACCCAUUCAGUCCGACCAGUCAUGUCGAUCCGUAUGCAGAUGGUGAUCUUCGAAGCAGACUUAACAUCUACGGUCAUCCCAUGUCUCAUCUUCCACCUUACCCACCACCACGACGUAUGUCAACAAAAGACACAACUACCCGCUCACGCUCGAGGUACUAUGACGACGACGGCGACGGCGAUGACGACGAUGACGACGAUGAAUGGUUUGAACGCGGUGGCCGUGUUGAAGUCACGGAGCGGUAG